UCUAUCAAAUAAUGUGUCAGUGUUGCAUAGGGGAUAGAGGCACAGUAACUACUCUAGCCAAACAAAGCUAGAUAAACAUAAAUAAAACAUAAAUAAAUAGAAAUAAAUAAAACAGAAAUGCAAUGUACCCAUAGAAAAUUUGAUUACCUUGUCACCACGAGUAAAAGUUGAUUCCAACUCCUGAAGAUAGCAAACCAGCUCUGAAGGAGAGUGAAAAUGCAGAUGAGACAGUUAUCAGAUAAUGGCUAUCUGGACAAGAGAGAUUCUUUCAUUUGUCAGCAGUUCGGUUGUUGGGAGUUCCAGUUUGGCUCCUGCCUAGUUGCUCUGUACAAAUCCUCCUCCAUAUUUGCUUAGAGAAAACGUGUUGCCAUCCCAUCGUAAAGGAAGCUGCCUGAGAGUUUUUAACCAUUACAGCUGUGAUGAUGAAAGAGUGAAGAACCGCCUCUAAGUUAAAAAGUGUACCCAGAGAUAAGGUUCAUUCUCAAUGCCCUGCUGCUGCUCCUGAUCGCAUGGCCAACGCACUUCUCAGGCCUGGCACACUGAGCAUCAGUCCUGCGCAUGACACUGUGCUUGAUGGUGGGGUUGCAGACAUGAGCAUAGACACGACAGACACUGUCCUCGCCAUCUACUGUUGAGUACUGAUUGGAACAAGAGGAUUGUCUGUAGACAGGAUACGGUCAUCAUGGCACCUAUAUUACUGAUUCUUUUGGGGGCCACUGAGAUACUACAAGCUGACUUACUUCCUGAUGAAAAGAUUGCACUUCUCCCACCUGUCAAUUUUACCAUUAAAGUUACUGGUUUGGCUCAAGUUCUUCUACAUUGGGAACCAAAUCCUGAUCAAGAGCAAAGGAAUGUUAAUCUAGAAUAUCAAGUGAAAAUAAACGCUCCAAAAGAAGAUGACUAUGAAACCAGAAUCACUGAAAGCAACUGUGUAACCAUCCUCCACCAAGGCUUUUCAGCAAGUGUGCGGACCAUCCUGCAGAACGACCACUCAUUUCUGGCCAGCAGCUGGGUUUCUGCUGAAGUUCAGGCUCCACCAGGGUCUCCCGGAACCUCAGCUGUGAAUUUAACCUGCACCACAAACACUACAGCAGAUAAUUAUUCACAUUUAAGGCCAUACCAAGUUUCCCUUCACUGCACCUGGCUUGUUGGCACAGAUGCCCCUGAGGACACGCAGUAUUUUCUCUACUACAGGUAUGGCUCUUGGACUGAAGAAUGCAAAGAAUACAGCAAAGACAUAUUGGAGAGAAAUAUCGCAUGCUGGUUUCCCAGGACUUUCAUCCACAGCAGAGGGCGUGACUGGCUUGUGGUUCUUGUUAAUGGCUCCAGCAAGCACACUGCCAUCAAGCCCUUUGAUCAGCUGUUUGCCCUUCACACCAUUGAUCAAAUAAAUCCUCCACUGAAUGUCACAGCAGAGAUUGAAGGAACUCGUCUCUCUAUCCAAUGGGAGAAACCAGUGUCUGCCUUUCCAAGCCAUUGCUUUGAUUAUGAAGUGAAAAUACACAAUACAAGGAAUGGAUAUUUACAGAUAGAAAAAAUGAUGACCAAUGCAUUCAUCUCAAUAAUUGAUGAUCUUUCUAAGUACGAUAUUCAAGUGAGAGCAGCAGUGAGCUCCAUGUGCAGAGAGGCAGGGCUCUGGAGUGAGUGGAGCCAACCUAUUUAUGUGGGAAAUGAUGAACAGAAGCCCUUGACAAAAUGGUUUCUCUUUGUGCUUAUGGCAACCAUCUGCUUGAUAUUGUUAAUUCUCUCGCUCAUCUGUAGAAUAUGUCAUUUAUGGACCAAGUUGUUUCCACCAAUUCCAGCACCAAAAAGUAAUAUCAAAGAUUUCUUUGUAACCCCUAACUAUGAGAAAGCUGGGUCCACUGAGACAGAAACUGAAGUCAUCAGUUAUAUAGAGAAGCUUGGAGUUGAGACCCUGGAGGAUUCUGUGUUUUGACUAGUUGCUGUGGCAUCCUCUGAUGAACUCACACACACAUGCCUCGGUGAAAAGAAGAACAGGGAUGCUGGUUCUUGGCUAAGAAGUGUUCAGAAUUUACGGAACACUCAGUUUAGCUGUGAGGCAAUACACCCAGACACACCAGUCUUUUGUCUCUUAAAAGUGUGGAUGCUUCAUCAAAAUCUCCUCGCCCACGGCAAAGAAGUUGAUUCAUCUAAGCAUUUUGCCAUGUUUUUUCUCUCCAUACUGUACGGGAUAGCACCUCCUCACCUGCUGAUCUUUGCAAUUUGCCUGACUUGCCUCAACCUUUUCUUUCACAAGAGACAGCUUUUAAGGCUAACGUCCAGCUGCAUUUACUUCUGGCAGUGCCUUUUUGGCUGUUUAAGCUGCCAAUGGUAGCACUCAGCUACAAUCUGAGGAAGAAAGCAUUUGCCUGUUGUGAAUCAUGAGCUUGGAUUCAAGACUACCUUUCCUAUAGCAAGUGAGAGGCACAAAUUUCUGGUGCUUUCCUCACCCCCUACAUUCUAGAAUGAUCUUUUUCCAGGUAGAGUGUUUAUGUAUGAGAGAGAAUGAGAGAGAGAGAAAUUAUUUCAGCUUCAGAGGCCUGAUCCAGGAAGUGUUAUUUAAAAACAAUUUAAAAGCAUGAAGAGCUAUGCUAUCACUCUGUAUUAAAAGAGAGGACAGGAUUUUGUUCAAAGAUUAUAUUCUUGAAGGAAGCCUUAAUAUUCUGGAAAUAUGCUAAGAAAGGCAUUGAGCAUAAUUCAAUCAUGAAAGGGACCACUGAAUCAAGAAUGAACUUUCUGAAGAGAUGUUUGCUGCCAAAGACGUCAAAGCAACUUGAUGGUCAAGUAAUGGGAGGUCAAUCCUAGUUUCUCAAGUUUGGAAAGGUUUCUACAAGGCCAUCCAUCAGAUAUCCCAAUAUAUACAGAAAUUCUUUUUCCUAACAUAUUCAUAUGAAUCUGCCUCCAGAUUGGAGGCCUUUGUGAUGGGUGAUGGGCUGUAGGUGGAGCCAAGUACAGGAAUGUCCUGGGCAGAGAUGGGCAAUAGGGAGGAACUCAAACAGUGCUGACUCUACACGUCCCUGGGUCAAGAAGCUGAAGGCUGAGAAAGGAGGUAACAGUGCCCAGGAAACCCGCAUGGGACACUCUAGAUGCUUUCUGGAGUUGGUUUAGUUAGUUUUGAUCCAUCAGUGGGGACACAUUGACCAUCAUGUUUGUUUUCCAAAUUAACCUAUAAUUAUCCACUGUAACUAGCAAAGGGUUGGACCUGGGGUAAUAGACAUAGAAACAUCUUGGAUCUUGACAAGCCUGCACUGUCUUAUAGUAAUCCGUAUUACUGCCCACAUUUUAUAGUUGCAGUCACUAAGAUUCAGAGAAGUUGAUAGGAAAUGGCAUAGUGUGGAGUUGAACACCAGGCUCAGGUGACCCCAGAAAUGUGGGGAGGAAUGUCAGGGAAAGCUGAGGCCUGCUUAGGGGUGUGGCUGAGUGGGCAAGGCCCAGGGAGGUGCAAUAAUUGGCAUAAUGUUUGGUGACUUGAGUGAUUCAGAAUCCCAAACCUGUUUUUUUUUUGUUUUUUUUGAGACAAAGUCUUGCUCUGUCAGUCAGGCUAGAGUAUAGUGACAUGAUCUUAGCUCACUGCAACCUCUACCUCCUGGGCUCAAGCAAUCCUCCUGCCUCAGCCUCCCGAGUAGCUGGGACUACAGGUGUAUACCGCCAUGCCCAGCUAAUUUUUGUAUUUUUUGUAGAGAUGGGGUUUUACCAUGCUGUCCAGGUUGGUCUCAAACUCCUGGGCUCAAGAGAUACACAGGCCUCAGCCUUCCAAAGUGCUGGGAUUACAGACAUGAGCCACUGUGCCCGGCCACGAAACUGUAUUUUUAAUGAACAUCUUGGGUCAGAAUCAGAGGCACCUGGAAGGCUCAUUAAGACAGAGGCGUGGGCUCCAUUCUUAGAGUCUCUGAUUGAACAGAUCAGGGUGGGGUCUGAAAAAUCUGCAGUUCUAACAAGUUCCCAGGUGAUGCUCAUGCUGCUGGUCCCCAGGACACAAUGAAAAACUGCUGCUCCGGGAGUCUUAUGAUUAUCAAAAUUUAAAAAUCAGGCACUGAAGGAAGAGGUGACAGAAAAUCCCUGCUCCCAAAAAACUGUCCUUUUGGGGAGACUUGGAUCUCCCUGUCUGAUCUCUUUCAAACCAGAGCCUAGACAGUUAGCAGUGUGGAAAUUGCCUCUGCCUAGGAGGCAGGAAGAGAAGCAGGGAGCUCCCCCACCACAAAUGUGGCCAGCUCUUCAGUGCUUGGUGUGGUGCCCACUUCAGAGACUCCUCCCUCCUCAGCAGCCAUCAAUCACCUGGGCUCUGCCAAGCUCCUUGCUACACUUCCCUGAGCUGAUACCAUUAUCUGGCCCUUGGUAUAUGUGUUUCAGGAGCAACACAACAUAGCCCAUGUAGCCUGCUUGGUGGAUUGGGAGCUUCUUCCUCCCUUCUUCGCUUGUGGAACUCAUAGUCAUUCUUUGGGAACCCAUAACCAUCAUUACUUCUUCAAUGAAGCCUUGAAAAGCAGACUUGGUUGACCCUGCCUUUGGAUUCUCAUUCUGGGCCUCAUCUCCAUGUUGGAGCUACUGCAUUUGCAGGAUAUACCAUUAACAGUUGGGAGGCCUCCCCUCUAGACUGUGAGUUCCAGGAAGAUGGAGCUUGUGUGAAAUACGUCUCUUUAUCUGCAGUGUCUAGGACAGUAUCUGACCUGAGAAAAUAUGUUUCUUAAACCCUGUCAGCACUGACACAGCACCUUAUAUACAGAUUAGACUUAACAGUAUUUGGCAGAGGUCCUCAAGGCCUGCGGUAACACAGGAGGAAGAUGGGUGUCCAAUGAGAAUGUGAUUGGAAGCAACUAGGAGACACAUGUGCCUAACCAUCAGGCUAGUGUGACCUGUAUGUUUUUACUGCCAAGGUGUCUAAAUUGUUAUGUAUAAAUUGCUAUGUAAGAGGCAUUUCAGAAGUGUCUUAUUCUGAGUGGUCUCUUCUGUUCUCACUAGCCUUGUUAUAGCAAGUCAGAGAGUUUGAAAUUCACUUAAUAGUAAACACCAUCAUCAGCAGGUUGAUGUAAGGUAAAGUCAUGGUAUUGGCUCCCACCUCUUGCCAUCUCCCACUGUGGCAGGGUAGAGAGUCACUUUCCUCCUAGAGCCUCCAGGGCCAUGGGAUCAGAACAAACAUGCUUUUCCAAGACAUGUGUUCCAAUAGGGAUUUUAGCCCAAUUUCUUUCCUUGGCAUUUGGAAUUCACUGCAUGCAGCCUGGGGGAAUGCUGGGGAGACUGGAGGGUGAAGGUCACGUAUGCCAACAGCCCGACCACCUGAGCCUCACUGAAAUGCCUCAGACCUCAAGCUAUUCAUGCAGGCUGGGGAAAAAUCCAUGUGGGCAAAGAACAUCCUGAUUAAAAAUCCAAACGUUUUCAUAGUGAGACUUAUAUGUGUCAAGACCAUCUGCUUGUGGAAUUAAUAAGCCUUAGGUGCUAAUUUAUUAAAUAAAAAGUAGAUAUCUGGAAGUGAGAACAGAGAACUGAAAACAAUCUUUGAUGGCACAAGUAAAGGUGAAAACCCUAAUUAGAAUAGGACUUGGUGCUAGCCUAAGGACUGUAGCUGUUCCUGCUCCCACAUCCUACAAAUUGAGUACCAGGGUGCAAUUUUUUUGAAAACCAUUCCUUUCUUUGGAAUUUUAUAUUGUACUGUGCUAAAAGACAACUUGUUUAUUUCCUGUUUUGUAGGUAAUAGAUGCUAAUGAAAAUAUGUUUCAGAAUGAGAAACAUUAAACAUAAAUGACAGUGAA
Molecule: messenger RNA, 5747 nt
Organism: Sapajus apella (tufted capuchin)
Lineage: Eukaryota; Metazoa; Chordata; Mammalia; Primates; Cebidae
Gene: IL5RA
Product: interleukin 5 receptor subunit alpha
Exons: 12
Coding region: 683-1936 (417 amino acids)
Biological process (GO): cytokine-mediated signaling pathway; immunoglobulin mediated immune response
Cellular component (GO): external side of plasma membrane; membrane
Molecular function (GO): cytokine receptor activity; protein binding
Source: RefSeq, a predicted model, not a curated record